Cynoglossus semilaevis (tongue sole) is the source of this 3109-nucleotide messenger RNA. It is a transcript of the gene grm6b, whose product is annotated as glutamate receptor, metabotropic 6b. Gene Ontology annotation, cellular component: membrane. Gene Ontology annotation, molecular function: G protein-coupled receptor activity. The record is from RefSeq and is a predicted model, not a curated record. Gene Ontology annotation, biological process: G protein-coupled receptor signaling pathway. NCBI's taxonomy places the organism in Eukaryota, Metazoa, Chordata, Actinopteri, Pleuronectiformes, Cynoglossidae. Bases 293 to 3076 code for a protein of 927 amino acids. The transcript has 12 exons.
CUGUCUGCCCUUUCAGAUCGAAGGUGAUCCAGAGGAGCCAGAGAGCCAUUCUCCCAGGUCGCAGUCGCCCUUUGUGCUCCUACACUCUCCAUGGCUACUAGUGAUGACUGGGACAUACACCUGAGAUGAUAAAGGCACUGCGCUCCAAAGCCUCAAAAGUCACUUUAAUCAGCUCUAGCAGUUUUUGACGACUUUUGGGAUGAGAGAUAACUUGGUCUUGACGAGGAGAGGAGCGUCUUGCCUCUUGAUAUAGAAUCAGAAUUUGUGGCCAUGGACCGAUGUCUGGUGAUUGAUGGACCAAAGCGUGAAGGAAGAGGCAUGGCCAGGAGUAAAGAGUAGUGACCUGGUGCUGUCAGUACCUCUGCUGGUCCUCAUCAUGACGUCAGAGGUCCAAUCAUCAGAUGGACGGGUCUCUUUAUCAUGGAGACACAGGACACGCUGUGGACUGUUGUGGCUGCUGCUGCUGCUGGGCAUCAGUGCCAGAUCCUGGGCGCAGCAGGGAACUCAGCCUCAGUCCAUCAAGAUCGAAGGGGACAUCACACUGGGCGGUCUCUUCCCCGUCCACUCUCGAGGGCCCGUUGGUGUUCCCUGUGGGGACGUUAAAAGAGAAAAGGGUAUCCACCGUCUGGAGGCCAUGCUGUACGCUUUAGACCAGAUCAACAGUGACCCGGACCUUCUGCCUAACAUCACUCUUGGUGCUCGUAUACUGGACACCUGCUCAAGAGACACCUACGCCCUGGAGCAGUCCCUCACCUUUGUCCAGGCCCUCAUUCAGAAGGACACGUCUGAUGUUCGCUGCUCAAAUGGAGAGCCCCCCAUUAUCCCUAAACCAGAGCGGGUGGUCGGGGUGAUUGGGGCGUCUGGCAGCUCAGUGUCCAUCAUGGUGGCCAACGUUCUCAGGCUGUUUUCGAUCCCACAGAUUAGCUACGCCUCCACUGCUCCAGAGCUGAGUGACAACAGCCGCUAUGAGUUCUUCUCCCGUGUGGUGCCUCCUGAUUCCUACCAGGCCCAGGCCAUGGUGGACAUCGUCAAAGCCAUGGGCUGGAACUACGUCUCCACUCUGGCAUCUGAGGGCAACUAUGGAGAGAGCGGAGUCGACGCCUUCCUCCAGAUAUCUAGAGAAGCAGGAGGUCUGUGCAUUGCACAGUCCAUAAAGAUUCCUCGAGAGCCCAGACCAGGAGAGUUUGACAAAAUCAUUAAGAGACUAAUGGAAACCUCAAAUGCUCGAGGCGUCAUCAUCUUCGCCAAUGAAGACGACAUUUGGCGUGUACUGGAGGCUGCCAAAAAGGCCAACCUGACUGGUCACUUUCUGUUCGUCGGCUCAGACAGUUGGGGGGCAAAAAGCUCCCCAGUACAAGAUCAGGAGGAGGUGGCUGAGGGUGCAGUUACCAUUCUGCCUAAAAGAGCCUCGAUCGAUGGGUUCGACCAGUACUUCACUUCAAGAUCCUUGGAAAACAACAGGAGAAACAUCUGGUUUGCGGAGUUUUGGGAGGACGACUUCAAGUGCAAACUAACUCGCCCUGGUAUCAAGUAUGAACCGGGGAGAAGAAAAUGCACAGGAGAUGAAAGAAUCAGCAGAGACUCUCAGUAUGAACAAGAAGGAAAGGUGCAGUUUGUGAUUGACGCUGUGUACGCCAUGGCCCACGCCUUACACAGCAUGCACUUGGACUUGUGUCCAGGAUCUAUGGGCGUCUGUGAGAAGAUGGACCCUGUGGAGGGACGAAUGCUCCUUCAGUACAUUCGCUCUGUCAACUUCAAUGGCAGUGCAGGGACCGGAGUGAUGUUCAACGAAAACGGAGAUGCUCCUGGGCGCUACGAUAUCUUCCAGUACCAGCUGUCUAAUGUUAGCAACCCUGGCUACCAGUUCAUUGGUCAAUGGACAAACCACCUCCGACUUAAUCCAGAGGAGAUGCAGUGGUCGGGCGGUGAUCGCAACAUCCCUGAGUCAGUGUGCAGUUUCCCCUGUGAGUCGGGCGAGAGGAAGAAGAUGGUGAAAGGAGUUCCCUGCUGCUGGCACUGCGAGCUAUGCGAUGGCUAUCAGUUCCUGCUGGACGAGUUCACCUGUGACAUGUGCCCAUUUAACAUGAGGCCCUUGAAGAACCGCACAGGGUGUCGGCCCACGCCCAUCAUCAAACUGGAGUGGAGCUCUCCCUGGGCCAUCAUUCCUGUCUUCCUGGCCAUUCUGGGCAUCUUGGCCACAACCGGAGUCAUCGUCACCUUCGUCCGCUUCAAUGACACACCAAUAGUGCGGGCGUCCGGCCGAGAGCUGAGUUAUGUGUUGCUGACCGGCAUCUUCCUCAUCUACCUCAUCACGUUCCUCAUGAUAGCUGAGCCCAGCAUAGCCGUGUGUGCCUUCCGCAGGCUGCUGUUGGGUCUGGGCAUGUGCAUCAGCUACGCAGCCAUGCUCACCAAGACCAAUCGGAUUUACCGCAUCUUUGAACAGGGCAAGAAGUCGGUCACACCCCCAAAAUUCAUCAGCCCGACUUCUCAGCUCAUCAUCACCUUUAUACUCAUCUCAGUACAGUUACUGGGUGUGUUCAUCUGGUUUGGUGUGAUGCCCCCCCACACCAUCAUCGACUACGAGGAGCAGAAGCCCCCUAACCCAGAGUUUGCUCGUGGCGUCCUGAAGUGUGACAUGUCCGACCUGUCCUUGAUCUUGUGUCUGAGCUACAGUAUCGUGCUGAUGAUUACCUGCACGGUGUACGCCAUCAAGAGCAGAGGAGUUCCCGAGACCUUCAACGAGGCGAAGCCCAUUGGCUUCACCAUGUACACCACCUGCAUUAUCUGGCUGGCUUUUGUCCCCAUCUUUUUUGGCACGGCACAGUCAACUGAGAAGAUGUUCAUCCAGACCACCACCCUGACGGUGUCCAUGAGCCUGAGCGCCACCGUGUCCCUCGGCAUGCUCUACAUCCCUAAGGUGUACGUCAUCAUUUUCCACCCGGAGCAGAACGUCCAGAAGAGAAAGCGCAGCUUCAAAGCGGUGGCGCAGGCAGCUACUGUGUCCACGCGCCUGUCACAGAAGUCCAACGACAAACAGAACGGAGAGUCCAAAAUUGAGCCGGACAGGUCGCAGUGAAGGGACGUCUGUCCAAACUGCAUGGCAGAGGCG